AUGGCUAAAGGCAAGCCUUGGGCUGGCAAAAAAGAUUUCUAUGAGAAGAUCAAUAAGAAAAGUCCAAUGUCUCAUAAAAUUGCACAUCUUGAGUCUUCUGAAGGGGAGAGAGACAUUUCAAUUAAAGAAAAAAACUUGAAUGCAGAUGAACAACCUGAACUCUCCGAGGGGAAUUCACAGAAGAAUGAAAUGGAGCAAGUCAAUUUGGAGGCAGAGAUGGAAAUUGAGCAAUCACUAGCUUUACACCAGGAGCAUUUAACUUGUAAGGAUUCACCAACCAAUACAGAAUCUCAUUAUCUUCCCUCGAAGAAAAUGGAAUUCUCAAACAGAAGGCAAGAAUGGAUGGAGAAUACGGAAAAAACAGAAAAGAAAGGACCAUGGGAGAAUUUCACUAUAAGAAGCAACAGUUCUUGGCUGUGGAAGAGCUGGGGGUCAGCCGAGAGGGUGCUUAGAAAGGGAUUACGAAUCAAGAUCGGAGAUGGAAGAAAUACUAAAAUCUGGAAUGAGCCUUGGAUACCUUCUUCUCCAAACUUUAGAUUGAUAGGAAGAUAUGAAAAUCAUCAUAAUCUUGAAUGGGUGCACCAGCUAAUGGCGGCUAAUGGGAGAGAAUGGAAUACCAACUUAAUCAGAAGCAUCUUUGAGGAGCAGGAUAUAAAGGCCAUUCUCAACACUCCUUUGAAGAACCCUCAGAACUCUGAUAAAGUAGUGUGGCAUUAUGAUCAGAAAGGGAAUUUUAGUGUGAAGUCUGCCUACAAUACUUUUCUAAAGCUUGAACAUAUUGCUAAAGACACUCCGGAGAGUAGCGUGGUCAAUACGAAGAUGAGAAGGAUGUGGAGGGUAACCUGGGGCCUCAAAGUGAAGCAGAAGCUGAAACACUUCAUAAUACUUUCUUACACUGAGACAGUCCUGCGAGCUCAACAGAUUACAGCUAGUCAGGAUAGAGAAGUAGCUGUAGCCCAACUAGUGAUGGUUCAACCGAUCACUGCACAACCUGUGACAGUUCAGCCGGUGGCAUCAGCAACCCCAACUGGAAUUGCGGGAAAGAGAAAGUGGAAUAGAAAGCAAAAUCAGGCUAAGAACAAGAGGGGUGGAUUAGGCCGACGAGAUGACCAACCCCAGGCUAUCCAGCAAUCCCCAAAUGGACCGCCAUGGUAUGCCAACUGUGGUCGUGCUCAUAAUGGAGAGUGUCUAGCAGGAUAA
Striga asiatica is the source of this 1200-nucleotide messenger RNA. NCBI's taxonomy places the organism in Eukaryota, Viridiplantae, Streptophyta, Magnoliopsida, Lamiales, Orobanchaceae. The record is from the annotation of a GenBank genome assembly.